GGGAUGGAAACGAAAAAGACCGCUGCGCAGUAGAAAACACGAGGCUGGAACGUUUGGAAAUUUUUAAGAAAUAUUAAAUAAAAUAUUUGUAUGCGAUAAAAUACCAUCUGUCGUGCUCUUGAAAAUCUGUUGGAAUCUCUAUGAUUUCAUCUUUUAUUCCGAAAGAAGUGAAAGUCCUUCUCAAACGCAUUAGCAACCACAAAACUACAUAAAUCAUAAAUCAACAUUCUAAAUAACUCUAAAAACUGACUUACAGUGUGUUGAAAAUAGGGAAAUAAAUGCAAAUAUAAAAAAAAUUCCCUUGGAAAUACAUAUAAUCAAUCUAAAUAAAAAAGUGCUGAAAAAUCGGUGUUUAGAAAAAGAAUUUUUUAUCGAUCUAACUUUUGUAGAGUGUGUCAAAAAAAAAGUUAUCAUACAUUUCGACUGAAAUUUGUGUUACAAAAAUGUCCGAAUCUGCCGCCAUACAAAACUCCUCCGCGAGAAAUAAACAUUGCCCGCCGCCCCCAAGACGAAAUAGUAGCAGUGGUGGCGGCGGCGGAGACUCGGAAUAUCUUGAUAUAACCAAGGAGGAGUUUGCGCGUAUCGAAGAUGCUUUAAAAAAAGAAGAAUUUCGUAAAUUAUUUUUCGAAUAUUGUGAAGAGAUACAAUCUCCGGAAAAUCGUAAACUCUACGAAGCAGAAAUCAAACAGUUCGAAGCGGAACGCGGUGUCGACGUUCGUUUUAUAAAUCCAGAACCGGGAUUCGUGAUUAAAACCUCAGCCGAUGGGGUAACAAAGUGUUUUGUAAAUGUGGCGAAAAAUGCUGAAGUGGCGCGUCCAACAAAUGAGGUGUGUCUACACCCAGAAACGGGAAAUCGCGGUCUUAGCUGGGCCAUUCCGCUGGCUCAGGCACCACCACGUGAAGACGUGGAUGCAGAGAGCAAACGUUGUCGAGUGUACGAUGUGAUUUUCCAUCCGGAAGCAUUGUAUUUGUCACAACGAGAUUCCGCUUUCCGUAAGUGCCUCAUCGAUACGGCGCUGGACGCUGUAGAAAGGGAAUUCAAGGUAAAAUUAGAUCGCACGAACUUGAAAUUUCCGAAACUGCAAUUUAAGGGCAUGGCGCGGCCAAUUGUGAUACGAAAAUUAUCCAAAAAUGCUCCAUCGGAGUCGGCUGAACCACAUCCACUUGAUGACAUAUCGCCGGCGAGGCCUUCAGCUGAUGCCGACACACCUAAAUUAAUACCGAUGAAAACACAGAAUUCAACAACAAACCCCGAAUUCAACGUUCCCAAAUACGUCAUCAAGCAUCGUCGUGACAUUGAUCUCACCGAAUACACUUACGAACUGGAUGCUAAGCUGAGUGUGACGGUACCACGUGAGCUGGUCAUUGAGAUUGAGUUGCCUCUACUCAAGUCGACUGCCGAUUGCAAAUUAGACGUGACUGCCAAGUCAUUAUAUUUAUUGAGCGAACGCUCUGGUGCCAAGUAUCGCCUCAAUUUAGAUCUCCCUUAUGCUGUGAACGACAAACGCGGUCAGGCACGAUUCGAUACGGAUAAGCGACAGUUGGCUAUUACGCUGCCAGUUGUGCAGAAUAAUCCAAAAAAGCAACGCGCUAUGCACGAUACACUGUUUCAACUUAAUCGCGAGGACAGCGGCGUUGAGAGUGACAUUCGCGAAGAUGCAAAUUUGCAGACAAAUAGCGAAUCACCGGUUGAAGAGCUAAGUGAUGCGGUUGAGGAAAACAUCAACACCACAUCAGGAGACAAUGCAAACUCACUUGGAUCGUGCGUGCCUACUGGAGUAACACCACAAUUACCUUCGACGGUUAGUGUUCCAAGCAAUUUCCUCAAAAGCUCCAUUCAGUACCAGCUGCCCCCCAAAUUCGAUUGCAAUGUAUUAGACAACGUCAUGUCUUUGGUCCUACAUGUCCGCAAUGUGCAGCCGGAAUCAAUUGUAAUGCUCAAAAGUAUGAAGAGUGCACAUCUGCAGUUUUCCUCGAUUGGUAGCGGCUAUUAUCCCACACAUUACGCAUUUUACUUGCAACUACCCGAGGCCUGCAAUGCGCAAAUAUCCUCUUGCGAAGCUGAGGCUUGGGAAAAUAAUGUAGUACUGAAUCUCAAUUUAGCCACCUCCUGUGAGAGUAUACAAAACUACUUAGUCGGUAUCGAUGCCAGUGACCUGAAAGAGUACACCAUAAAGGGUAAAUUACAAAUAGGCUACAAGUGUCGACAAUCGCGUAAGAAGUCACCACCAACGCCACCGAUAUCACUUUCUUCCUCACUGGAUAUUUCGGUGGAACGUUCGGAAUGUGAGCGCUCUGUCGAAAUUGAAAUAAAGCCAACUAACGAAACUCAGUCCACUUGUACGGCCAACACAACCGAAGACGAGGAUGGGCUAUCCCAUGCAACCGAAGCGGCUCCGAAGAAAAUGAGUAAAAAACAAAAGAAGAAAAAUAAGAAACGCCGUUCUCUUUCCGAAUCUGUGUGCGAUGAUAUUAAAGUGUAUCAGAAACAGCAGCAACAACAGCAGGAACAGCAGAAACAAUUUCUAAAAGAGGCUUCCAAAACUAUAAACGGUGAUUCGUCCAACUCGCCGGAUGAAAACUCAUCACCAGAACGCUCCGACGUGAUUGCGCCCGCUUCGCAAACACAGUCGGUGGCUGUACCAAAUGGCAUGCAACAACGAAAGCAGCGAAGCUAUUCGGAGUGCCGUAGUGGCGAUAGCGUUGUGAGUAGCGGUGGCUCUACUCUACCUCCCUCUUUUAAGGGCAUUUUGAAACGCUACAGCCGCUAUGGACCGCGUCCGUCGAUUUCGGAUAGCUGUUCGUCUAUCGAUGAAUGCUCGUCGUUCUCGUGCUCUGUGGACGGUGGCGUGGGGAGCAGUUUGCGCUUCUCACAAUCAUUCAGCGACAUACCAGAGGAGAAUGUCUCCAAUGGACUUUCGGAGAGUUGCAAAAAGACUGUUAGAUUUAAUGAGGUUAUCAAGGAGCAAGUGUUUAGGCUAAAUUCUAGUAUUUUGGGGCAACGAAAGAAGAAUCAAAAACGUCGUGAUCGCAAACAGCGUGCUUUGCAGCGUCGCCUCAGCGAAGGCGAUUCCGCUGAUUAUGAAGACAACAGUAAGCCACUGGGCUUUGAGUCUCAUGCAACGUACUUCGCAUCGAAAUCCAGCGGCGGCGAUAAUGCCGACAACAACAGUAUUCAUAAGCCGACACAUGCUAGUGGCAAACAUGCCAACAAAUUCACUGCCAACAAACAGCAACACUUCGCAGCAAAGGGUGGCCACAAAUCGGCACGUUCACGUCUGGAGUCUCAGGAAUCGUCGGAUGCCGAUGCACACAAGAACGCUAUGAUGUUUGAAAUGGACAUGUAGUUCCAGUUUCAGUAGGAAUUUAUAGUAGUUGUGUAGUAAACACAAACACAAUCAUUAAGCAGCGACACACUUAUGUAAGUGGUGCGCAAUUACAAAAGCAACACAAACAAACCCACCCGUCAACCGUUAUCAUUGUUUCACACUUCUAACGAGCCGCCUACCUAGUAGCUAUAUAGCCGUGCAAGGAUUCGUUUAUGCAGAAAUUUGCACCACACACAUUUACAAUAUAUUAUUAUUUUUUCAAUAUUUGUAUGUAUAUUUACAAUUGAAUUUUGCCUUAAAUGUAUAACGUCAUUAAGUAAUUUGUAUGCUCAAAAUAUUUGGAACCGCUGCCCAUGCAUUAGAUAGAUAUAUAUGCACCAACAUUUUAAAUGUGGAUAAUUGCAUGCAAUAGAUUUUUUUUUAUGUUCAGAAUUGUUUGCAAUUUUUUAUUGUAAACAAUCAUGAUUAUACACUGAUUGAGAUAUUGUUCGAAUUGCUAUGAAAUUUUUAGCGUUUAAAGAAAUUGUAAAUUGGCUUUUUAUGGAUUAUUGCAGCACCUUUCACUCACAUUUGCAUGAGUGCCAUAAAAUUAUUAAAAUUAAUUAUUAAAUGUAAGGGAAAACAAAUCAGUGUUUACCUUACUUUAUUUAUUAAACAACAAAUCACAAAUUAUUAAUUGUACAUCUAUUGGCAAAAUUUUAUUUUGUAAUUUGUAAAAAAAAAAACAGUAAUGUAACAAUACUACCAUCAUCAUGGUGUGCAUUCGUACAUGAGUACAUAAUUAUGUACGUACAAGUUGUGACAUUUUUUAAUACAAUACAUGCAUGUUCCCUACGCUCGCUACAUGGGCUCGAUACAUUUUGUGCACUAAAUAUUACAAAAUGUUAAUAAAAUACUUGGAAAUUUUAAA
Rhagoletis pomonella (apple maggot) is the source of this 4239-nucleotide messenger RNA. RefSeq names its product protein kintoun (gene Nop17l). The coding region runs from base 444 to 3347 and encodes 967 amino acids. The transcript has 6 exons. Gene Ontology annotation, cellular component: cytoplasm. The record is from RefSeq and is a predicted model, not a curated record. Gene Ontology annotation, biological process: axonemal dynein complex assembly. NCBI's taxonomy places the organism in Eukaryota, Metazoa, Arthropoda, Insecta, Diptera, Tephritidae.